This is a messenger RNA of Lepus europaeus (European hare), 1728 nucleotides long. RefSeq names its product radial spoke head protein 6 homolog A-like. Gene Ontology annotation, cellular component: radial spoke; axoneme. Bases 1 to 1728 code for a protein of 575 amino acids. Lineage: Eukaryota; Metazoa; Chordata; Mammalia; Lagomorpha; Leporidae. The record is from RefSeq and is a predicted model, not a curated record. The transcript is spliced from 5 exons. Gene Ontology annotation, biological process: cilium assembly; cilium movement involved in cell motility; axoneme assembly.
AUGGGGGACCAGCCGCCUGACCCCGAGUACCCCUCCCGCCAGCCCUGGAGCCGGCAGGGUUCCCAGGGCUCGGAGCCGCGGCGCAGCGGGGAGCUCUCGCAGCCCCAGGCCCUGUCGGAGGAGGCGCGGCAGAUGCUGCUGUCCGAGGCGCGGGCCAGCCAGGACAGCCGCUCCAGCCUCCCCCGGCACAGCCUCCGCUGGUCCCAGGGCGCCGGGCUGCCCCUAAACGAGAACCUGCCCAUGAUGGCCCCGGACGCCCGGGCGACCAGCCUGGAGUACCCCACGGGGCUGGGCUUCCCCCCGGAGUUCCAGGCCCAGGGCUACAUGAGCGAGGGCAGGGUCUCGGCCGGCGAGCACACCACCCAGCUGCUGCUGCAGCAGCUCCAGCAGGGCUCCGGCGGCCUCUUCCAGCAGUUCGAGUCCCCCUACCAGGACCCCCGGGCCAACCUGGGCCAGUUCAGCUUCUACCCGAGGGAAGAGCAGUUCGGCGAGGACACCCCGCACGGGCCCUACCUCAGGGAUGACCCUGCCCUGCCCUUCCUGCCCUCGGACCUGGGCUUCGUGCCUUUCCACGGUGAGAUGCCCGAGCCUCACCCCCGGGAGCUGGCCGUGCAGAACGCCAAGGCCUACUUGCUGCAGACCAGCGUGGGCUGCGAACUCAGCCUGUAUGAACACCUGGUGAACCUGCUGACCAAGAUCCUGAACCAGCGGCCCGAGGACCCCUUGUCCAUCCUGGAGUUUCUGAACCGCACCACGCAGAGCGAGUGGUUCCACCCCAAGGUGGACACGCUGCAGGACGACCCCGAGAUGCAGCCCACCUUCGAGAUGGCGGAGAAGCAGAAGUCGCUGUUCUCGCGCGGCGGCGGCGGGGAGGGCGAGCAGGAGAUGGAGGAGGAGGUGACGGAGACGGUGGUGCCCAACAUCAUGGAGGCGGCCUUCUACUUCCAGCAGGCGGGCGUGGGCCUGAGCGCCGACGAGAGCUUCCGCAUCUUCCUGGCCAUGAAGCAGCUGGCCGAGCAGCAGCCGGUGCACACGUGCCGCUUCUGGGGCAAGGUGCUGGGGCUGAGCCGCAGCUACGUGGUGGCCGAGGUGGAGUUCCGGGAGGGCGAGGAGGAGGCCGAGGAGGAGGAGGCCGAGGAGCUGCUGGAGGGCGGCGACGUGCUGGAGCCGCACAGCGAGGAGGAGGCCGAGGAGGACGAGGAGAAGGCGGCCGCCGCGCCGCCGCAGCCCACCUGGCGGCCGCCGCCCGCCACGCCGCGCGAGGAGAGCCGCACGGGCGCCAACAAGUACCUGUACUUCGUGUGCAGCGAGCCGGGCCGCCCGUGGGCGCGCCUGCCGCACGUGACGCCGGCGCAGAUCGUGCAGGCGCGCAAGAUCAAGAAGUUCUUCACGGGCCACCUGGACGCGCCCGUGCUCAGCUACCCGCCCUUCCCGGGCAACGAGGCCAACUACCUGCGCGCGCAGAUCGCGCGCAUCUCGGCCGCCACGCACAUCAGCCCGCUCGGCUUCUACCAGUUCGGGGAGGAGGAGGGCGACGAGGAGGAGGAGGGCGGCGCGGGGCGCGACUCGUUCGAGGAGAACCCGGACUUCGAGGGCAUCCCCGUGCUGGAGCUGGUGGACUCCAUGGCCAACUGGGUGCACCACGCGCAGCACAUCCUGCCGCAGGAGAAGGCCCUGAAGCGGCAGCUGGAGGAGGAGCAGAAGCUGAAGCCCGGGGGCAAGCCAUAG